AUGACCAUUGCACAAUACAAGCCUUAUGACAGGGCAUUCUGUCGCAUAUUCAAUGAGAGCAUGAAAAUAGAUGAUGGAUGGUACUACCUCUAUGGACCAGACCGCAACAAUGUGUACAAGUACAACCAACGAAAUGGUCAAUGCACUGUAGCAUUUCCAAUGGACGACAAGCGAAUGGGAUUGUCUUAUGAUCUAUACUACAAGCAUUACUUUGAUGCAUAUGAAGAUAACAAGGAUAAACCAGAUGCACACACCAAACUAACUACACAGGGCAUCCCUUAUCUGGAUUAUUGCGAUCCAAAGGCAUUGCCAUUCUGGGAUUCACUCGUGCGCGGUGGCAAGAGCCAAUGGUAUGUGCAUGCUGACUUUCCCAAUAGGAUAUUCUUCAAAUCAUGGGGUGAAUACUGCACCCCGGAAGAUGUUACUGCAAGAAGCAUGGGCUAUAUUGAGAAAUACAAGGAUUUCUGGCCAGAUGAGCCAAUUGUCACAUCUGCUAAGCGCAAGAUGGAUGAUGAUGACAUCGUAGUCAUCAAGAAAUGCAUCAAACUACUAAAUGAUAUCAUAGCAACCUCUACACCAUCCUAA
This is a messenger RNA of Guillardia theta CCMP2712, 585 nucleotides long. RefSeq lists its product as hypothetical. Bases 1 to 585 code for a protein of 194 amino acids. Lineage: Eukaryota; Cryptophyceae; Pyrenomonadales; Geminigeraceae. The transcript has a single exon. The record is from RefSeq and is a predicted model, not a curated record.